AUGCUAAAAUUCAAUAUCAAUAAUGGCUGUGUGGAACUCAAGCCAAAGCGAAAGAAGACAAAGAAGAGCAAAUCAAAGCCAACUAUCAGCAAAAUCUUAAGAAGAGCCCAAAGAAUAGACAAUGAUAAAGAGAACAAGAACACCAACAUUCGAAGAUGAGGUCCAUCUUUCUGUGUCCCAAACCAGUCAAACUGAGUUGUUAGAAGUUUCAACUAUUUUAAUCCGAGACCCACUGGAAAGGAGGAGUUCUUCCUGAAAACUCUAUCAGAAGCUGAUAUCAGGCUUAAUGAUGAGAUAGAACAUUCGAUAGCUGACAUUAGACUGCUAAACGAAAAGGAGAUUUGUCCCAAAUAAACAUCUCAAGUUUUCAGUAGCCGAUGAAAACUUAGAGUAUGUAGAUUUUGAAAAUGAAGGUCCUAAAAGGAUAUCCCAUCUCAUUCCGCAGACUCAGGUAAAAUUAGAAUUCUUUGAAAGGAGAAGCAAUAAAGAUUCUCGUCCUCCUUUUACAAACAAAGAUCCAAAGGAGAUGAAUAAAUUAAAUAAUCGCCGAUUUAAAAGUUUGCAAGGAUUCAUUCCAAAAGCAGCCAACCUAAAUGAUAAUCCCUUUCCGCUGAGACAAAGGGAAGAGAUAAAUCAAAACAAGUGAUAUGAAGAGAGACGGCCGUUUUAUUAUCAGUCAACAAAGACCGGAUCUAAAUCUCCUUGUGAUAACUUGGCUACCCCUAAAUUAUCUAAUUUUGAUACUUCGAUUUUAAACUCAAGCAUCCAAGUUGAGGAUCCUCCUAUUAAGCCAAUCCUAGCUGAGAUAAAACGAAGUUAUACUCGCUGAAUUUGUCAAAUUCCAAACUCUGGAAGAGAGUCUGACAGCUACUCCUGUGCUAGUACAUACAGAGCCAAUGUUGAUGAUACAGAUGAGCAUGAAUUUUCUGUAAACCAGUUACCCAAGGUGAGUCCGGCACCCAGCCGACUACCUUGUGGUGAGUACUGCAAACGUCUAAGUGCAAAUGAGGAGAAAUAGACUAAUCCUCUUCACAAUUCGACAAUUAUUGCAGGAAAACGCUAAGAAACCAUCUUGUGUUCUAAAAGAGAGCUCUUCAGAUACCUUGAGAGAUUUCAUCCAUUCUGAGAAGUAUGCAGAAGAAAAUGAAAGAAAAUAUAUCAUAAAUUGUGCUUGGUGGGCAAAAUGGACAGAUUAUGUUAAUUUCAACUUGGAAAUAAAAUUAUGAGAUCUUGAUCAAUAUCUAUUGGAGAGUAAAGAGCAUGGAGACUGAGAAUACGAACGACCUCAAAAAAUAACAAACUCACCUCUUCUUAUUGGAACCCACGAAAAUCCAACAAUGAUGGAUAAAGCUAACUGAGAGUCACCUCUAUACGGCUCUAACAUCCAAUUUCUCUCAGAAAGAUCCAAAUUCCUAAAACCAAACCUCAUCGAAGGACUAUAGACUACUGCUACAUCCCAGGCUACCUAUGGAGGUACCUGAUCAACUGGUACGAUACAGAUUAUGCUGUGCCCAAAAGAGUCAGAGGCAGAUAUGAGAUUUAAGAAUAGUAGGAAUUUUAAGUA
Messenger RNA from Moneuplotes crassus, 1564 nucleotides. NCBI's taxonomy places the organism in Eukaryota, Ciliophora, Spirotrichea, Euplotida, Euplotidae. The record is from the annotation of a GenBank genome assembly.